GCCCCACUGCGAACUGCUGCUGAUGUUUGCACAUGGCAACGACCUACCUGCUGGGAAUCGUAACAGAUCCUCUGCUUUCACUUCGUUGUCGUUUGAGAGCCACCCUCGCAGUCUUUCCUCUCUCAGCGGCCACCGAUUUUUGUCGAAUCUCAGCCGACUUUCCGUUCUCCGCUCUUUCGUUGGCUCCCGCCGUCAUUGCAUUUUGUUGUUUGCCUGCCGCUCGUCUGUUUAUGCGUGAUGCUCCCGCGCCCGCCCUUUUCGUGAGCGGCAGCCGUCCCCCACUGCUGCUCGGCUAUCAGGAAAGGCAAAGUUUUCUCUCCGCGCGCUACUUGCAUUUUCGCUUUCGCUGUGGCCUUGCCGGUGCUGAGUAUAUUGGCCACCACCAUAGCUGGAUCUCAGCAGCUUGCAAGAUCGAGGGUCUUCGUUGCAUGUCGGCUCUUUGUUGACAGCUACUGUAGUCGCGCCGCCGCCGCUGUUAUCUCGGAGUACGCCCGAGGCCACUGUCGGCUUGAGUGGUGGGUGUGUGGUUCUUUCGGCUGGCAAGUCUCUUAUCCGAUCGUGUUGGGCAAAAUGAGCGACGCGUCGAUCAAGGAGGAAAGGGGAGGUGGUGGAGGUGGGGACGAUGUGGUCCGAACACUCUUCAUAUCUGGUCUUCCACAGGAUGUGCAGGAGAGAGAGUUGUUCAACUUGUUCCGGCCUUGUGAUGGCUACGAGAGCAGUCAAUUGCAGGUCACAAGCCGUUCAGUCCACCCUGUCGGGUUCGCAACAUUCGUGGACCAGCCUUCGGCCUUGUCAGCAAGGGACGCUCUCAAUGGCGUGAUCUUUGACCCUGCGGCUGGUUUGAAACUCAGGAUCGAGUUGGCUAAAGCAAAUUCAAAGCCAAAGCGGGCCCGCACAGAGGACGGCGGGGUAAAUGGAACGGCUGACAAGAAGUUCCGAGGCUCUGUCGGUUUGGCGCCUAUGAGCAACCCCUUGAUGGAUCCUUUUGCUCCAUACUCAGGGCCAGGGGGUGGUGGCACACCUGGCAUGGUUCACAGCUAUUUCAACAACUUAGGGGGCACAAUGUAUCAACCACCAAGUGCUGUCAUGGGAGGCUCGUAUGGUGGACCUGAGCCCAUUGGCAUAGGAUCAGCUUCAGGAGUUAUGUCAUCUGGAGGCAAGCUUGGUGGGUCUAAUCCGCCGUGCACAACACUUUUUGUUGCCAACCUUGGGCCUACAUGCAAUGAACUGGAGCUCAGAGAUCUAUUCAGCAGCUGUCCAGGCUUCGUGAAACUUCGGAUUCAAAUGAAACGUGGCGCACCUGUUGCCUUUGCUGAGUUCCAGGACAUUCACUCGUCCACGAUGGCAAUAAACCAGCUACAAAAUUAUAUGCUGCCCUCUUGUGACAGAGGAGGAGUGAGACUAGAAUACGCGAAGUCGCGGAUGGGACUGCCCUCUCGACAUCAGUCGAAUGACAGUGGGGACCGCAGCAAUUGAUGUGAUGGCAAGGAGAGUAAAUCGGCUAUGACGACAAACGGACAAUGGAUGCAAUGCUUGGGCAAGUGGCACAAUUGUCCAGGUUAUGUUUUGAUGGUGCUCACCGUGCACGUCUGUAGGCAGUAGAUCUGCUCUUGGAGGUCGUAAGAGUGAGAAGGGUGACCGUUAGCCAUAUGCUCCCUGGUCGACUAGGGCGUGGUCUCCCAGUGACAGGACAGAUUCCAAGUCAAAAUCGUGCGGUUGCCUUUCAGAGAAUAAUGACAUAAGAUUUGGUACACUUGUGAGAGCUCUGCUGGCGCUCAAAAACUGCUCUCGUCAGCGCCUCCAGAUUCCCAGCAGUACUUUCGCUGGCAGAAAACGGGUGUCAGGAAUAGAUGCGCCCUUGCUGGGGUAGUCCUUGGAUGGGUAUUCAUGUUUGUGUAUGAUAUUUUCCCAGAGGCCAGCGAUGAACUUUCCAGCGUGUGUGUAGCUAGGUCAUCGAGCUGGAGUCGACAUUCGGACUCGGUUUAGUUUAUUCGGCCCAUGUCAAUCUGCUGGUUUGCUUACUUUGAGGAGCUUGUAGGACGAUGCUGUUGUUGUACUAUGUACAUGUCUGCUGGGGGGUCUCUUUUAUGUGGAUGCAGAAGACUUCAGCACCACCUACAGUGGCAGUUAGGCAAAGUUUGGGUAGGGAACAGGCCACGGUAAUGGUCGUAGCACGUUGUGCUGCUGAUGCUUACUCUUCCAUGAGCAGUCCAGAGUAUUUUUUCCCUGCCAGGGUUAUUUCUCUGUGGGCGUCGUAACUCCUCAAAAGACAGGGCCGAGUUUAAGGGUACUUGCGAGUGGGCUAGGCUGUUGUCAUUGUGAAGGUUAAGGUUGGGACCUCAUGAUGCAGUUCCGUAAAGAGCGAAACAGGUAGUGGGAGUGAGCUGAGGACGUGUGGAGCGGCGAGACUUCGUUGUGCAAGCCGGAGAUAGACGCGCGGAGCGCUGAGCGUAGACUGGUGGAGUGUGUGUUUAGAGGAAAUGGAAAGUUGUAGCUCAGUGCAAUUGGUUGUCUGAGGCAGCAGUUAUAGUGUCCAUCAGGGGCAGGCUACAGCCACGACGGAAGAUAUAGGGUGCUAAACUUGUGGAGGAGGGCGGUGGAGGAAAAACAGUGCGCUGAGUGCUCAAGAACCUGGGAGAGGCAUGCCUGAAGGGUAUCCAGACUUGGGAUGAAUUACGGCUCCUGUUGAAUUAUUUUCAGUUGUCUCAACCAAGCUGAUUCAAUCGGAUGUUUGUCUAUUUUUUGCAUGAGCAUUUUGCUGCUGGCUGCAGUCUGUGAAAUUUGUUUGGCAUCUGAAACGAGGUGAGUACGUCAUGCAGAUUUGCGAAAUUGUAGAGCACAAAGUUUGGUCUUGUGUUGCAAGAUUGCUGCCUUACCUUGUGGCCAAUGGUGGCAUGGCAUGUCAUGUCAUGAAGGGCGUGGCAGAGAUUUUGACCCUGUUUUACAAGCUUGUCCUGUCUGCUGUGCAGCUUUUGCCGGGCUUCUCCUGAAGUGGUUUUGCGUAUCUGCAGUUGUCUACCCCUGGGGAUUGUUUCGGCAUUGUGGCGUCCUCUCAGGUCGAGCGACUUUCACGUCCUUCGAAUGCGACCUUUCUCUGCCGAUGGAAGAGCGGGAGCAGGGUUUUUGAUGGUGUGGUUCAAUUCUGUGGGUAGGUAGCCAUCCCCGCCCUUUGUUCGUGCACCUUCUGAGGCUACCGUCUUCCCUGGUGCAGCAGAAAGUACGGUCAUUACAGCCGCAUUUCCCUCACCUUUUAGUCCAGGUGCAGUAGAAAUGACCGGACGUUCUAUCGGGAGAAGAAGAUAGCUAGCCGUCCCUGCCCUUUGUUCAAUUCUGUGGCUAAUCACCAAUGCUGCUUCAUGUCAAUCUUGAAUGUCCGUGGAUACAUUGCCAGACCAGAUUUGAGUUCACUGCAGGACAACAUUCGCGGCGGUCAUGAGUGUGGGACUCUA
Molecule: messenger RNA, 3449 nt
Organism: Chara braunii
Lineage: Eukaryota; Viridiplantae; Streptophyta; Charophyceae; Charales; Characeae
Source: the annotation of a GenBank genome assembly